Messenger RNA from Balaenoptera acutorostrata (minke whale), 558 nucleotides. RefSeq names its product UDP-glucuronosyltransferase 3A1. The transcript is spliced from 3 exons. The record is from RefSeq and is a predicted model, not a curated record. The coding region runs from base 1 to 558 and encodes 185 amino acids. Gene Ontology annotation, molecular function: UDP-glycosyltransferase activity. NCBI's taxonomy places the organism in Eukaryota, Metazoa, Chordata, Mammalia, Artiodactyla, Balaenopteridae.
AUGGCAGAAGGAAGAAAGCAGAACACUCUAAGCACCAGAAAGAAUUGUAGCAAAGACAAAAACAAGGAAAUGGGGCACCCUCACGUUCACCUUUUUGUCACCCAUGGUGGGAUAAAUAGUGUCAUAGAGGCCAUCCAACAUGGCAUGCCCAUGGUGGAGAUUUCCCUCUUUGGAGACCAGCCUGAAAACCUGCUCCGAGUAGAAGCCAAAAAUUUCGGUGUCUCCAUCCAGUUAAAGCAGAUCAAGGCUGAGACAUUGGCUCUGAACAUGAAGCAAGUCAUAGAGGACAAGAGGCAGAAAUCUGCCAUGGUGGACACCAGCAUCAUGAAGCACUCCCACCCCUUGACCCCCAGCCAGCGUCUGGUGGGCUGGAUCGACCACAUCUUGCAGACAGGGGGUGCGGUGCACCUCAAGCCCCACACCUUCCAGCAGCUGUGGCAUGAGCAGUACCUGCUGGACGUGUUCUUGUUCCUGCUGGCGGUCACCCUGGGCACCACGUGGCUGUGUGGGCAGCUGCUGGGCCUGGCGGCCAGGUGCUGUGUGGGGCCAGGAACCUAA